UAAGUUUACUAAUCAGGUGAAUAAUAUUUCUGAAUUACAAGCAGUUAAAAGUUAUCUUCAAGCCCUUGGUAAAGAUUCUCUUUCUGCUUCAGAAUUAAAUAUUAGAGUUUUACCAAUCAUUAAUCCCGAAGUUAUUUGUUUAGGACUAAAAUUAGCUUCUGCUUUGGAAAUGAAAAUUAAUAAAACUAUCCUUUUUGACCGCAAAAUUUAUAAUUAUUUCGAUUUACCAAAAGGUUACCAAAUUACUCAACAAGAACUUCCUUUUGCUAAUUCAGGCUUUUUACCAAUAAUUAAAGAAAGCGGAGUUGAAAGGAUACCAAUUAAAACUUUACAAUUGGAAGAAGACACUGCCAAAAGUGCCUAUUCAAAAGAGGGAAUUAAAUUAGACUUUAACCGGGCUGGCAAUCCUUUAAUUGAGUUAGUUACCGAGCCAGUUUUCCACCAUGUAGAAACUGUUUUAGUAUUUAUUAAACAAUUACAGUGUCUUUUACGAUAUUUAGAGGUUUCCGAAGCCAAAAUGGAAAAGGGUCAAUUAAGAGUGGAUUUAAAUUUUUCUUUGCAAUUAGGGAACAAAUAUUCUACUCCUCGUUAUGAAAUUAAAAACCUUAACUCUUUGGCGAAUAUUGAAAAGGCUUUAAAACACGAGGUUAACAAGCACCAGUUAUUAUUUUUGCAAGGACAAGAACCUCCAAUUAGUCAAACGCUUGGAUUUGACGAGGCACAACAAAUUACUAUCGCCCACCGAGAAAAAACCAAUUACUAUUAUUUACCGGAAGUUAAUAUUCCCCCCAUUAAAUUAAAAGUUGGAGAAAUCAAUAAAAUUAAAAAGAGUUUGCCAAAAUUACCUUGA
Funneliformis geosporum is the source of this 850-nucleotide messenger RNA. Lineage: Eukaryota; Fungi; Glomeromycota; Glomeromycetes; Glomerales; Glomeraceae. The record is from the annotation of a GenBank genome assembly.